AUGCCGGAUCUGGAUCAGCGCCGGCGCCGUCACACGCUCGCGUCAUGCUCCAAACACAAGGUGAUUUUGGAAGCGCCGAUGCCACUGGCUCAGCGAUUCAGAAUCCCAGAGGAAAUUUUUAUUGGCUUCACUUUCAUUACUCAGGAGACUUCUUUGAUUUCUCAGUUUGACGAACUCUCCCUGUCUCUGUCUCUCUUAACAGAAAUCGAAAAGGUUCAGAAAGAUGAAGACAAAGAGGAUGAGAAGUUCAUUGAUGUUGUCAUCAACAAGAACAUGAAACUGGGACAGAAGAUUUUGAUCCCUGUAAAACAGUUUCCCAAAUUUAAUUUUGUGGGUAAACUCCUGGGCCCUCGAGGGAACUCAUUAAAGAGACUGCAGGAGGACACGCUGACCAAGAUGUCCAUCCUCGGCAAGGGAUCCAUGAGAGACAAAGAAAAGGAAGAAGAACUGCGAAAGAGCGGCGAGACAAAGUAUCAUCACCUUAACGAAGAUCUUCACGUGCUGAUCGAGGUGUUCGCGCCGCCCGCUGAAGCAUAUGCGAGAAUGGGUCACGCUCUAGAGGAGAUCAAAAAAUUUCUUAUUCCUGACUAUAAUGAUGAGAUCAGACAGGCGCAGCUACAGGAGCUGACGUAUCUGAACGGCGGCUCAGAGGACGCCAAAGUCCCAGCGGCCAGAGGCAAGAGCAGCACGCGAAGCAGAGGAACGCCAGCGCCGGGACCGCACAGGUGUAGAGGGGGUGUUCCUCCUCCUCAGGCGGCAGUCCCGCGGGGGGUGGCGCCCAGAGGAGCUCCGCCCAGCAGGGUUCCAUCCAGCAGAGUAAGGGGCGUUCCCUCACAGAGAGCACGAGGAGCUCCGCCCCCACCCGGGUACAGACCUCCCCCUCCGGUGGUGCAGGAUACCUACGGUGAAUAUGAAUACGAUGAUGGAUAUGGAACAGCCUACGAUGACCAGGGAUACGACUCAUAUGACAACAACUACAACAAUCAGGCACCGAAUUCAGAUGAUUAUUAUGAAUACAGCCAUGGUAUCAGCGGAGAAUCAUAUGACUCUUACGGCCCGGAGGAAUGGACAAACAACCGCAACAAGGCGCCACCAGCAAGGACAAGCAAAGGAGUGUACAGAGAGCAGCCGUAUUCCCGGUUCUGACCUGCUACAGUCCUUCAUGUGCCCUCCCAAGUAAUGGAUUUUCUAUGGACUCUAUUUCUUUUUUUGCAAAUAAAA
Molecule: messenger RNA, 1221 nt
Organism: Sinocyclocheilus grahami
Lineage: Eukaryota; Metazoa; Chordata; Actinopteri; Cypriniformes; Cyprinidae
Product: KH domain-containing, RNA-binding, signal transduction-associated protein 3-like
Exons: 10
Coding region: 1-1146 (381 amino acids)
Biological process (GO): regulation of alternative mRNA splicing, via spliceosome
Cellular component (GO): nucleus
Molecular function (GO): mRNA binding
Source: RefSeq, a predicted model, not a curated record